Molecule: messenger RNA, 3275 nt
Organism: Varroa destructor (honeybee mite)
Lineage: Eukaryota; Metazoa; Arthropoda; Arachnida; Mesostigmata; Varroidae
Product: translesion synthesis protein REV1-like
Biological process (GO): error-prone translesion synthesis; error-free translesion synthesis
Cellular component (GO): nucleus
Molecular function (GO): DNA-directed DNA polymerase activity; deoxycytidyl transferase activity; damaged DNA binding
Source: RefSeq, a predicted model, not a curated record
CCAGAUGUCUAUGGUUGACACGCUGGUCUCUCUAUCAGUGAUAAAAAAAAGACGGUGCUCAGUGUUGUUCACAGUGUAGCGAACAUGAUAUGAUCGUAGACGAUCUGUAGAGCAAAAAUGUGUUCAAAUUCUUCUCAAAGUGUAUUAACCUAGUUGAGUCUCUAUAUUUCACGUCUUACAUCCGGUAACGCCUGUAGGCUUUCCGUCAAACGGCCUGCUUUCCAGCACAAAACGAGUGAUGCGCCUAUGCUUAAGGGCUGAAGCUUCAGACUGUAGAAACAAACCUGCCCAAACAUGUCGGGUAGUCGGGCCGAGUCCCGCAAGGAGGCCUUACGAAGGACCGCCCAGCAGGCAUGGCCCGAUGGCUACAUGACAGCCAAAAUACAGAAGCUUGAAAUACAAUUUCAGGCCGAUAAUCGGCAAUUCGAAAAGAAAAGUGAUAUUUUUCAAGGAGUAUCUAUUCACGUUAACGGCUAUACACAACCGCCUGCGGAUGAACUUCGCCGCUUAAUCGGCGUCCACGGCGGCGGUUACAUGAACUAUUUUGUGCGAGGUGCAAAUCAUUUUGUUAUCUGUUGUAAUCUUUCCAAGGCGAAAAAGACAGAUUGGCUAAGGUAUGCGGUAAAGCCGGAGUGGAUUGUGGACUCGAUCAAAGAGGGUCGCAGACUGGCUGUCGCCGAUUAUUAUCUCGAGAAGAAGCGAACGGUGUUCGAUUACCGGCAAGCAGUUGUCCAAACAGAGAUGAACACAUGCGGAACGAUAUCGGACAUCGUUAUUGGCAAGGACGCAGAGGGUCCCCGUCCCGAAAUGGAGAAAAAAGACUUCGUCAAGAAGGAGGAGCCUCGAACAGCAUCCGAUGUGGGCUUUGUUGAGAAGUUUUUCGCUAAAAGUAGACUUUCAUUUAUUGCGAGGAUGAAGGUCAAAAUGAAGGAGUAUCUCAGAACAAUUAUGGAAAAUCCAAGUCAUCACUUUAGUGGCCGUCAGACGCUACAAAACGAAGGUAACUUACAGAAUGAGACUCUGGAAAGUGUUUAUAUGCAUAUAGAUAUGGACUGCUUCUUUGCCUCUGUCGCUAUACGAAACCGGCCAGAACUGAAGCAGAGACCAGUAGCCGUUUGCAGCAAUCAGAAGGCGAAACGCAAGAAUCAAGACCCCAAUCUCGAUCUGACAGACUAUCGAAGUUGGAACUGGCACGAUGCGUCAACUGCUGAGAUCUCAUGUUGUAAUUAUGCCGCCCGGCAAUUCGGCGUACACGCUAGCAUGUACCUUGGCCAGGCGCAAGCACUCUGUCCCGAUCUCGUCAUACUGCCGUACGAUUUCGAGGGAUUUGAAGAGGUAUCUAGAUGUCUCUACGAUGCAGUGGCUUCGUUGACACUGAAUAUCGAAGCGCAAAGUGUAGACGAGCUAUUCGCUGAUGUUAGCGAUGUUAUUGAAGAUACGCACUGCACUCCUGAAGAUAUAGGGAAGUAUUUGAAGAGUACGAUCCUAGAGAAGACUGCAUGUACUUGUACAGUUGGGAUGGGCCCUAAUAUGUUGAUCGCGAGGCUAGCAACAAAGAAAGCAAAACCGGAUGGUUUCUGCUAUAUUAGUCAAGAUCAAGUAGCUGAAUUCGUGUCUGAUAAAAAAGUCAGUGACAUUCCGGGAGUUGGUGACUCCACUGAAAUUAAGUUACGAGAUCUUGGCAUCACAACAUGUCUUGAGUUGCAACAUGUUCCACUUGCGGAUCUAAAAGAGUUGAUAGGAGCUAAUCAAGCACGUAAACUGGUUGACUUAGCAAAAGGUAUUUGCAAUCGAACGAUUAAAGACGCACGUACAACUCAACAAAAAAACAUAUCGGUUGAGAUUAAUUAUGGCAUGCGUUUCAAGCAAAUCAGCGAAGUCACGAAUUGUCUUAAUGAACUUGCUGAUGAGGCCCACAAGCGUUUGCAGAACUCCAAUUUAGCAGCAGAAGUGCUUCGUUUGAGAAUUCUAGUCCGACAUCCAGACGCGCCGGAGGAAACAAUGAAGUAUCUUGGCUGUGGCAUGUGCGACCAGCUGGCUAAAUCAGAAACGUUUAAAAUACCUAUCACAAGUAGGGAUAUGAUAGGUGAUAGCGUUCAGAGUCUCUACGCAAAACUGAACCCAGUUAUAAAAGAUAUUCGCGGUUUGAGUAUUACCCUUUCAAAACUGACUUCCGUUCAAAAGGUUCCUAAGAUUUCAAACAUUGAGGCAUUUCUUGGGCGUUCAGUUAAACCUGAUCUACCAACUCUUCGCACUGAAAGUGCCAAUCUGCACCCAGAUCCAUCUUUUAGGCAGGAACGGACGGCGAAUAAUGGAUCCCUUGAGAUAUAUAUCUUGUCAAGUACCGAAGAGUCCGGUGGAGAGGACUGUGCUGCGUUAUUGGACGAACCACGUCCAAGGGCCGCUGUAACUACCAAAAAAAAACCGACUUUUAGUAAAAAGCGAAGCAAGUUGAAGUUAAUUUGCAAGAAAGGAAAGAAGGCUAAAAAACGUGGCCAAUUAGAUAUACGAAGAGUGAUUGAGUUUGGCAAGGAGACUCGAGGCAAAUUGGCUGCAGUUCGUCCACGAAAAUUGCUUGAACUUCCGGCAAUGGCACACGCAUCUGCAAUCAAAUUAGAUAAAGUAAAACAAUGUGAAAGGGAUUCAUCAUCAGUUCGUGAAGGCUUGGUUGCAUCAUUUGGACCGAAAAAACUCUUCCAUUUAUGUCGCUUGCUUCACGAAUGGCUAAAUAGUUCUAUGUUACCGACUGAGACGGACAUCUCUGCCUGGAUUACUUCUUUACAACAAGUUGCUAUAGAAGAUCCACGAUCCUGUACUGCCCUACUGAGGUGUAUGUUUCGACAAGCACGAAAGGCUUCCUCCAGCUCUAAUAUCUGGACCACCACUUGUGACAGAAUUCGAAGAGAUAUACAGAUUUUUGUCGAUACGAAAGUCGCUAAUGGAGAUCUCUGUAUUCAGCUGUGAUUGAGACUAGAGUACACCCGUAAUGAAUAAAAAAAAUUCUAUAGCAACUACGCAAAACAGACCUGUCUUAAGUGACACGGUUCGAGCCAUAGAUUGCCGGCUCGUUCACUACCUCUAGCACUCGCUUUCUAGCUUAAGAUUUGUGGCACGUGAACAAAUCUGUUACCUCCCUAUUUAUACUCCCUAUAUAUACUCCCUAUAGAGUGCUUUUGCACAUUCCAGCAUGCUUUAAAUAUAUGCGAUAUGUAGAUAUAAUAUGGAUUAGAUAAUGCUUCUGAUGUAGGUUCGUUGUUGAUUAUCAUGUUAUAAAU